Molecule: messenger RNA, 2773 nt
Organism: Physeter macrocephalus (sperm whale)
Lineage: Eukaryota; Metazoa; Chordata; Mammalia; Artiodactyla; Physeteridae
Gene: IFT80
Product: intraflagellar transport 80
Exons: 20
Coding region: 156-2489 (777 amino acids)
Biological process (GO): cilium assembly
Cellular component (GO): cilium; centrosome; intraciliary transport particle B
Molecular function (GO): protein binding
Source: RefSeq, a predicted model, not a curated record
GUGAGCUUAACUCUUAGGAGUCGCUAUGGUGACAGGGAGGCCCGAGGCUUCUUGGUAACUGGUCAUACUUCUGUGAGUACGAUCGCCACCGCUUUCCUGGCACUUAAGUGAAUACAAUCAAGUGGCAUUUUAAAAUUUUGCUGGAAGGUGGAGACAUGAGACUGAAGAUAUCUCUUUUAAAAGAACCAAAGCAUCAAGAAUUAGUAAGCUGUGUGGGCUGGAAUACUGCUGAAGAACUGUAUUCGUGUAGUGAUGAUCACCAGAUAGUGAAGUGGAACUUGUUAACUAGUGAAACAAGUCAAAUAGUAAAGCUGCCUGAUGAUAUUUACCCAAUAGAUCUUCACUGGUUUCCAAAAAGUUUAGGCAUAAAGAAACAAACUCAAGCAGAAAGCUUUGUUCUCACAAGUUCUGAUGGCAGAUUUCAUCUGAUUUCUAAGUUAGGAAGAGUGGAAAAAAGUGUGGAAGCUCACUGUGGAGCAGUACUUGCUGGACGAUGGAAUUAUGAAGGAACAGCAUUAGUUACAGUUGGAGAAGAUGGACAAAUAAAAAUCUGGUCAAAGACUGGAAUGCUAAGAUCAACUUUAGCUCAGCAAGGAACACCAGUGUAUUCAGUAGCAUGGGGCCCUGAUUCGGAAAAGGUUCUUUACACAGCAGGCAAACAGCUGAUCAUUAAACCUCUUCAACCAAAUGCUAAAGUUUUACAGUGGAAAGCUCAUGAUGGCAUUAUUUUAAAAGUAGACUGGAACUCAGUCAAUGAUUUAAUUUUAUCUGCUGGCGAAGACUGUAAAUAUAAGGUAUGGGAUAGCUACGGCCGCCCUCUGUACAGUUCACAACCUCAUGAGCAUCCUAUUACCUCAGUUGCCUGGGCUCCAGAUGGAGAAUUAUUUGCUGUUGGAUCAUUUCAUACUUUACGCUUGUGUGAUAAAACUGGGUGGUCAUAUGCUUUAGAAAAGCCCAACACUGGCAGCAUAUUUAAUAUCACAUGGUCAAUUGAUGGCACCCAGAUCGCUGGAGCCUGUGGAAAUGGACAUGUUGUUUUUGCACAUGUGGUGGAGCAACGUUGGGAGUGGAAAGAUUUUCAAGUAACAUUAACUAAAAGAAGGACCAUGCAGGUUCGUAACGUUCUUAAUGAUGCAGUGGAUUUACUGGAAUUCCGUGAUAGAGUCAUUAAAGCCUCUUUGAACUAUGCACACUUAGUUGUUUCAACGUCUCUUCAGUGUUAUGUGUUCUCUACGAAGAACUGGAAUACACCACUUAUAUUUGAUCUCAAAGAAGGAACUGUUAGUUUAAUUCUGCAGGCAGAAAGACAUUUUCUUCUUGUAGAUGGUGGUGGUAUCUAUUUAUAUUCUUAUGAAGGGCGCUUCCUUUCCUCUCCAAAAUUUCCUGGAAUGAGAACAGAUAUUCUAAAUGCACAGACGGUCUCUCUGAGUAAUGAUACCAUAGCAAUAAAAGACAAAGCUGAUGAAAAAGUAAUCUUCCUCUUUGAGGCAUCAACUGGAAAACCACUGGGAGAUGGGAAGCUUCUUUCUCAUAAGAAUGAAAUUUUGGAAAUUGCUCUAGAUCAAAAGGGACUUAUCAAUGAUAGAAAAAUUGCUUUCAUUGAUAAAAAUAGAGAUCUCUGUAUCACUUCAGUGAAACGAUUUGGGAAGGAAGAACAAAUUAUCAAACUUGGAACAAUGGUGCAUACUCUGGCGUGGAGUGAUACAUGCAACAUCCUCUGUGGACUUCAAGAUACUCGAUUUACAGUGUGGUAUUACCCCAAUACGGUUUAUGUGGACAGAGACAUUUUGCCUAAAACAUUAUAUGAAAGGGAUGCAAGUGAAUUUAGUAAAAAUCCCCAUAUCGUGAGUUUUGUUGGAAAUCAGGUAACUAUAAGAAGAGCUGAUGGCUCACUGAUUCACAUCAGCAUAUCACCAUAUCCUGCUAUUCUCCACGAAUACGUAAGCAGUUCAAAAUGGGAAGACGCUGUAAGACUUUGUCGUUUUGUUAAGGAGCAAACCAUGUGGGCUUGCCUAGCUGCUAUGGCAGUUGCUAAUCGAGAUAUGACUACUGCAGAAAUAGCCUACGCGGCAAUUGGUGAAAUUGAUAAGGUUCAAUACAUCAAUUCUAUAAAAAAUCUUCCAUCUAAAGAAUCAAAAAUGGCCCACAUAUUAAUGUUUAGUGGGAACAUACAGGAGGCUGAAAUGGUACUUCUUCAGGCUGGCCUUGUUUAUCAAGCGAUUCAGAUCAAUAUUAAUCUCUACAACUGGGAAAGGGCACUUGAAUUAGCUGUUAAAUACAAAACACAUGUUGAUACAGUGCUUGCCUACCGUCAGAAGUUUUUGGAGACAUUUGGUAAACAGGAAACAAAUAAACGAUACCUGCAGUAUGCAGAAGGUCUCGAAAUAGAUUGGGAGAAAAUCAAAGCCAAAAUUGAGAUGGAAAUUACUAAAGAACAAGAGCGAUCCUCAAGCAGCCAGCCCAGCAAGAAUAUUGGUCUUAAGCACUAAAUGCCAUGCUUACCUUUAAGAAGUUUUACCUUUUGAAACUGAUUCUGAUUAACCAAGGAUAAGCUUGUUUUCCUUGCUUAAAAAAAGGCAGAAUCUCUAAGUAUAAGCACUUGCUGUAUAUUUAAUACCAAAAGCAUAGUCAGAAAGACUAAGCACAAAAUAAUUGAUGUAAUUUCAUCUUUUAUAUUUUUAGUCCAAUAAUUAGCAAAACAUCCUAUAUAUGUAUGAUGCAUCUAUGUAGUAUUGCUUACAUUCCAGUUUUCUGUCCAUUAUUUUAUCCCUGA